CAGUUCUGUUGAUACACACAUCCUGAAUCCUGGAACGCUCCUCAGCUGCCAACGUUACAAACCAAAUACGCGCUUUAUGGACAAAAAGGACUGCGUCUGUGCGCAUUUCUAAUUCUGGCUUGUUGCAUGAAAGCAGUCAGCAUGGCUGUAGCUGAAGCUGUGAUUCCUGCCGUGACAUCGUAUCCAAGUGUUCAAGCCAUGGAAGGAAAACAAUUUGAUAAUCUGUGCAAGGUGGAUGAGUGUGCACGAAGCAGCGCAACAGGUGGCGCAGACAACCCGCUCAUUGAAGUGGAGUUCAGCAUCGUGCAGUCUCCUGCUUUACCCCCCAGAGACGACGACGAACUGGGGAAAUUCUUGGACCUCGAGUUCAUUUUGUCUAACUCUAUCGGCUCCGACGUUGUGACCAACAGCAGCAUUUCUCCCCCUCAGCAGCAGCAGUGUGCGUAUUCUCUGCCGGAGUCUCCGGAGAGCUGCAGCGGUGGUUCCGUGCCAGACUGUAGCGAUCACCCCUCCCCUCACCUGGCCUCACAGAGCUAUCACGGCGCCGCGAGCUUCACAGACUCGAACCCAGUCCGCAGCCUCAUGGCGGAGCUUCUCGCGCCUGAGAUGAGCUACCCGGGGGAGUGUUCACCGGACAGGCCCAGAGACGGGCGAGAGUACACCGAACUGCGAGCGCUGAAUCACCAGUCCAGCUCCACCAUUCCCGCUGCUCCCGGUCAUCACCAAGUGGCCACAUCUCCGCCGCCACCGCUUGGAUACAAAAUCAAAAGCGAGCCUGUAGGUCAGUCUUGUAUGAUGGCUGCUGUUGGCGGGGAUUUUAUGGGACAGAUGUUUGAGAAGCACCAGAUGCGCACCGUGCAUCCAGCAGCUUUUACGCACCAUCAUGCCACAGUUCCAAGUGCAUUACCGGGGUUCGGUGCGCACCCCAUGCAGCACCACGCUCCUCAGGGACGCACGGACUGUCAUUUGGCACAAAUGAACUCUACCAUGAGCCCUCAUCCUAGUCAACACCAUCUCCAGAACCAGUACAUGAACGCGCCUUACCAGCCGCAGUACACACACCAGAGUGUGCCACAGUUUCAAGGACAGUACAACAUGCACAGAGAGCCGUUGCACGUUCACCAGCAGCAUCACCCAGCUUCUAUGCAGGGGAUGAUGCUCACCCCUCCCUCGUCGCCAUCGUUGCUGGAGUUUUACCCACACGAUGAGGCAGCGAGCGUCAAGCAAAAGAGAGGCCGCAGGUCGUGGGCCAGAAAACGUGCAGCGACGCACAACUGCGAGUUCCCGGGCUGUGGGAAAACAUACACUAAGAGCUCCCACCUCAAAGCCCAUAUGAGGACACACACAGGUGAAAAGCCCUACCACUGUAACUGGGAAGGCUGUGGCUGGAAGUUUGCCAGGUCAGAUGAGCUGACCCGUCACUUCAGGAAACACACUGGACACCGACCCUUCCAGUGUCACCUCUGUGAGCGUGCGUUUUCUCGCUCAGAUCACCUGGCCCUCCACAUGAAGAGGCACAUGUAGGCCGCACUAAACAAGUGGACAUUUUUGAAUCCAAAUCCAUCUCGGGGAUCAUGGUCAGAACAACCCCGAAGAAGCACGAAUUGGCCGCUCACUACUGGGCACUUUGUGCAUCUGGCCAAAGCCAGUAAAACAAAACGCUCCUGUGGGGACCAUAGUAUCCAAACCAUAUUAUGGCAGUUGAUCCCAUGAUGUGCCACAAAUUUAUUCCUACAGGAACAAGUCAUGCUGGUGGUUUUCAUCUCGUACCACAAAGUCAAGUGCCUCUCUGUCGAAAAA
Molecule: messenger RNA, 1800 nt
Organism: Toxotes jaculatrix (banded archerfish)
Lineage: Eukaryota; Metazoa; Chordata; Actinopteri; Toxotidae
Gene: klf17
Product: Kruppel-like factor 17
Exons: 3
Coding region: 127-1524 (465 amino acids)
Biological process (GO): regulation of transcription by RNA polymerase II
Molecular function (GO): DNA-binding transcription factor activity, RNA polymerase II-specific; RNA polymerase II cis-regulatory region sequence-specific DNA binding
Source: RefSeq, a predicted model, not a curated record